AUGGAACAAGAGAGCUACAUCUGCGGUGAUGCCUAUGACCCGAUGACAGAACUGGAGCAUGCCGUGGACAAAGCCGUUGCGAACAUAUUUGGUAUUUUCGGUGAAGAGUUUGGGUUGCGGGUCGGCGGGUCACUGUCCAAGAACAUGAGCGUGCGAAGAGCGCUGGAUGAGCUCUUGGCUCGUCAGGAGAGCGUGUUUCUGGACCAGCAGAACUGCCAGCGGAUGGACCAUCAGCUUCAACUGGCAUCAGCGAAGGCCGGCUGGCUCACUCGUCGACGGUACCUGGAACAAAUCAGCAUCGAUGAGAAUGCCAUGAGAAGGUCUGCGGAAAUGGAGCUGGAAGGCACGGAACUGCGACUCGCCAUGGCAGAAAAGGCUUGCCGCCAGCUGAUGCAGCUCCGGGCCGAGUUCAUCCCGUCGGAGGUUGCGCCGGAAGCACCGUCAUCCCCAUCCGCCAUCCUGCUCGGCAACACGCACCUCCGCGUGCCCCAGGAUGAAGCAAAGAAGGCGUCUGAGACCGAAGAGCCUUCAGGAGAGCCGACCAGCCCUGCAGCAGACACGUCGGCAGACCCCUUGCCGGACGAGUCCUGUGAUGCACCCCGAAAUCCGCACGCUCGGCUGGUGUGGAGCCAGGAUCCCUCUCCCGAUGACAUGCUGCGCCAGAGAAGCUCGGAGUCAGAGCACCUCGCAGAUGACGUCCAAGUGUCGGAGUCGGAGCAUUCCACCGAAUAA
Messenger RNA from Symbiodinium sp. CCMP2592, 732 nucleotides. The record is from the annotation of a GenBank genome assembly. NCBI's taxonomy places the organism in Eukaryota, Dinophyceae, Suessiales, Symbiodiniaceae.